AGGUUCAGCAAUGAAGGAGGAGUGUCGGCCAUGUUGGUGCAGGUAACAGCACACCUGCUUGCUCUUAGCCGUUAACGAACUUGACCCGGCUGCUUUCAAAUCCGGUCACGACGUCUCCUGCCGACCCCGCUUCAAGAUGGCGCAGUCUCGUCGAGUCCAGCUCACCUCGGUCGGCGGAACCGUCGUCACUCCCAAGUCGCCCCCGGAACGAGGUUGUGCUCCGGGUUGCUCGUCGACGGGAUGCGGCGGUUCGGGCACGGUCCGACUCGUCGUCGACUUGUUUGCGCCGGAUGACCAUCACUUCCCCGAGUUUAGCUACACUCAAUUGCUGGAAAACAAGAUGAGAAGCAAAACCGGUGAAGUCCAGCCGAGGCUCGACUUGGAUUUGGAGGAGGACGUGAUUGAUUGCGUGAGGAAGAUGGAGGAGAAAUAUGCGCUCAAAAAAAAGGACCGCAUUCAAGACUUGAUCGACAUCGGUUACGGUUACGAUGAUGAGGAUUCCUUCAUUGACAACUCGGAAGCUUACGACGAGUUUGUGCCGUCCUCAAUCACCACCAAAUACGGCGGCUUCUACGUCAACUCCGGCGUGCUGCACUUCCGCCGGGUUUCCGACACGGAAACGGACGACGAGACCACAGAGGAGCGUGCGCCCAAAACCUCCGAGAAACGUAAACGCAAAGACAGACGAGAGAUGCCAAGGAAGAAAAUGAACAAAGAACUUGUACAGGAGAAGGACGUCAACGCUAAUGGAAAGCCAGGAACCGCAUCAGAGUUUGGAGCGGGCGAAGAGCAGAUCAUGAUAAAGAAGAAGAAGAAAAGAAAGGUGGCCGGCUUGCUGAGCGUCACCAGCAUGCUGGAGAAGUUCCGGCGCGAAAAGGAACUGGAGCGGAUGGCGGACGCGCCCCCGACUCCUGCGUCGCCGCCGUGCCCGCCGGACGCGGGCGGCGGGGGCUCGGGGCUGGCCGACCCGCUGCUCAAUUUGAUCGGCUCCACCAACGAUCACGCUCUUCUCCAGGCCGCCAGCACGGUAGAGUUUGACAUCGACUUGGACUGUUUGUUGGACAUCGAGGACGAGAUUUCAUCGCCCAAGUCAACGCCGCGCUCUUUAAUGGCGGCGCCGCCUCCAAACCAGCUCAGAACAGAUCAGCACGUGUCUGGAAUCUCAUGUGACGCAAGCAGAACGAUGGCCCAUCCACAAACUCCCCAUUUGGAAUCUGUGCCAUCUCUUCAGAGCGCCGUCCUACUCGAGGGACUCCCACCUCCCCUCGAGGAGAGCAUCAAGACAUUGAUGCUGGCAGCCAAGACUGCUGAGGGAGAGUCCAAAUUCAAGUUCUUCACCCCAGAAAUCAACUCUGUCCUGCUGGACAUCGAGUGUCAGUGCCGCGAGCACGGCAGCCAGUUGCGCUCCCGAGUGUACGCGCACCUGUCGUCCUUCCUGCCCUGCAGCAAAGAGACUCUCCUGAAACGUGUCAAGAAACUCAAGCUUGAAGAAAGCCUUUCAAACGUGGAGGAUCCGGUGCAGAAGCUGAAGGAGGCCAUCAGGCGAGCCAUGCCCGAGCAGAUCACGUGUUUCAACCAACAUUGUCAAGAAUAUGAGAAAGUAAAGACACUGAGGAUGUUGGAGGAUGGGAGUGAGGUCAGGCAAGGUUGCCAAGGGAACAAUGUGGAGGAGAAGGGCGUGAAAAGAGGAGGUCCAAAGAAGUUGUUUCAAUGGAACGAUGAGAUCAGGGAGCUGCUCGGUCACUUUUUGAGAGAAAAACUUGCCGUAUACGAAAGUAGACGGGAUGGCAACCAGCAUCUGGACGACUACCUCAAGGCCUUGUUGGUCAAUGACGUCAAAACUCUUUGGCCCAAAGGCUGGAUGCAGUCCAGGGUGCUGCUAAGAGAAGGCAGGAAGAUGUUGGGGCUCCAGCUGCCGUUACCAACAAAGAGAAACACUGGAGAUCCUCACUGACCAGACUCUGGCUCCCUCGGCCUCCACAAGCUCCUGGAGGUGGAUGUUGCCAGAUUUAUUUAUUUUUUUGUGGGGGUGGGGUUUAAUUUUUUUUUUUUAAAGAUUAAGUAAAAAAGAAUAAAUAA
Messenger RNA from Syngnathoides biaculeatus (alligator pipefish), 2079 nucleotides. RefSeq names its product ubinuclein 1 (gene ubn1). The record is from RefSeq and is a predicted model, not a curated record. NCBI's taxonomy places the organism in Eukaryota, Metazoa, Chordata, Actinopteri, Syngnathiformes, Syngnathidae. Gene Ontology annotation, cellular component: nucleus. Bases 137 to 1954 code for a protein of 605 amino acids. The transcript is spliced from 13 exons.